Benincasa hispida (wax gourd) is the source of this 1203-nucleotide messenger RNA. Its product is annotated as PLATZ transcription factor family protein. NCBI's taxonomy places the organism in Eukaryota, Viridiplantae, Streptophyta, Magnoliopsida, Cucurbitales, Cucurbitaceae. Gene Ontology annotation, molecular function: zinc ion binding. The record is from RefSeq and is a predicted model, not a curated record.
UCCAAAAACGUUUCACCUUCCAUUUUCUCACUUUCCCCUUUUCUUUUUAUUUUCCCCUUCUUUUUUCAUUAUUAUUAUUAUUACUAUUAUUAUUAUUAUUCAGUUUUCACUUUGCAGCCGCUCAUACAGUCUCUAUUGCCUAUUCGUGUUCUUUCCCUCUCUGAUUUCUCUUCUCCCCUUCUCCUUUUCCCAAUUUACUUGAAGAAAUUUCCCACAAUUUCAGUGUUUUUGUUCGAUUUUUCAUCGACCCAGAACUUGGGGUUCCUUCAAAUUACAUUUGGAUAUGGCAGGAUGCAAGAUUUAUCUCAAGAAAAGGAAAACAGAUUGGCUUAAUUCCCUUUUGCAAAGCAAGUUUUUUGGUUCUUGUGUUCAUCAUCAAAACAAUAGGAAAAAUGAAAAGAAUGUGUUUUGUAUAGACUGUGGUAUUGCCAUCUGCAGGCAUUGCUUGAUAUCUCAUUGCGUUCAUCAGCGGUUACAGAUCUGUAAGUAUGUUUAUCAGUACGUUGUUCGCGUGCCCGACUUGCAAAAUCUCCUUGAUUGUUGCAAUAUUCAGACUUAUAAGAUAAAUGGGGAGAAGGCUGUUCAUUUGAGCCCUCGUCCGCAAUCAAAAGAUUCGAAACCAUCAACAAAAUUGAAGUUCGGAGGUACUUGUGAAGCUUGUGGGAGAUACAUACAAGACUUGCCAAACCGCUUCUGCUCGAUCGCCUGCAAAGUCUCUAUGGUUCCAGUUGAACUCAACAAUCAAAACUGUAGAUGCAUUGAUUCGGAGUCGAAUCUCAAAGGCAUUCCAUGGACGGAGAACCAUAAUCUAGAAACCAAUACAAGCGAAAUGGAAUCGUCGUCAAUAUCAGUGGCCGAAUCAACUGAAGAGAUUAAAGCAUGGCGAGUGAAGACCGUCUUGAAUCCAAAGAAGCUUUUGCAUAAAAGGAAGGGCAUUCCCCAUCGAUCCCAUCUAAAGUAAUGCCUAAAUACUAAUCUUGAAGAUCUUCAAUACCACAUUUUUUUCAUAUAUCAAAGUCCUAUAAGCAUAUAAGUAUAGAUAUAUAAUAACAUAUAUUUCACCUCUUGGUUUUUUGGCUCUAUAUUGGAUUAGUUAUGUUUUAACUUCAUUAUUUUUUCUUGCCAAUAUUUUUUGGAGAUUGUAUAGAAAAGGAGAGAUUUGCUUGUGGAAACAAUAAUCAAAUAAUCAACCCUUUUAUCUUA